Molecule: messenger RNA, 1227 nt
Organism: Pelobates cultripes (western spadefoot toad)
Lineage: Eukaryota; Metazoa; Chordata; Amphibia; Anura; Pelobatidae
Source: the annotation of a GenBank genome assembly
AUGCCAAACCUGAAACAAUACUAUCACGCAACUAUACUAAGCAGUAUCAUCCAAGCACGGCCAAGUACACGAGCACCUCAAUGGAAACACUUAGAAGCAGAAUGGGCUGAUAACGCUAGCACUGACAAUUUAGUGUGGAUACCAAAACUUAACCGACCGCAACCGCAAGACUGCCUACCAACCACAACAUUGUCACUAAAAAUAUGGGAUGAAGCCCGCCCCACCCUAACAAACAACUCAACAAUCUCUAAAGCCAUGCCACUUAAGUCACUAGCGCUCAUUAUCCCGGAUUUUAACUAUAGAAUAUGGGAAAGACAUGGCAUACAAUUCCUACAUCAGAUAAUCACCAACACGGGCCUAACGACCUUUGCCUCACUACAAGACUCCCAUAAGCUACCGAUAGUAGCGCACUACUCAUAUCGCCAAUUAGAUUCAUGGCUACGCAUACAACUUCGAGAGAACACAAUCAAUACACAGACACAAAAGAUGACAGCAUUCGAGGAAAUGUAUACCAACCCCACACCACCCCAGAAACUCAUAUCCUCCAUAUACGCAACACUACCCACAAAACACAAACUGCAUGAACACAAAUUUAUCAAAGCAUGGGAAACAGAGACCCACAAAAACUUUACUGAACAAGAAUGGGAAUAUAUGAUCCUCACUCCCAAAAACUUUUCUUUAUGUUCAAGACAUAUAGAGUUAGCCAAAAAACUAUUAUAUAGGUGGUAUCUCACGCCCAUACGACUACACAAAUACAACCAAUCACUUCCGACACAAUGCUGGAGGUGCAAAUCAGGCACAGGGACCAUGGCACACAUAUGGUGGACCUGCCCCAGCCUACAACAAUACUGGAAAGACAUAUCCAAACUCAUUACAAAUAGCACGGGAUGCUCCCUGCCUCAUGAUUUAGAACAUUACGUGCUUUUUAAUAUUCCUAAAGCGCUACCUAAGACAGAUAGGUAUCUAAUCUUCCAUAUAAAUAUAGCAGCAUUGGGAGCCCUAGCACAAAACUGGCUAUCACAGACUGUACCCUCUAUCUCCAUGUGCAUGCAGCAAAUUAGCCAGGCAGGCCAUUUCGAAACCAUAAUGAGACGGCAAAACACGCCCCCCAACAAACCACAUAAACAGCGUCGGAGGUACUGGGAAAUAGCAUGGGAUAAAUGGGAAAAAUACAAAGGUGGUACAACAGAGAACCCACAAACGUGGGCUGGCCCACGACAGACCUAA